Molecule: messenger RNA, 1106 nt
Organism: Sinocyclocheilus anshuiensis
Lineage: Eukaryota; Metazoa; Chordata; Actinopteri; Cypriniformes; Cyprinidae
Product: non-specific lipid-transfer protein-like
Exons: 6
Coding region: 1-489 (162 amino acids)
Cellular component (GO): cytosol
Source: RefSeq, a predicted model, not a curated record
AUGUCCUCUCCACGGAUCCAGACGGUGUUGACCAGCUCAUCCUCGGGUCUAGAGGGCUUCAAAGCUCACGCCGUCUUCCAGGAGAUCAGUAAAAAGCUGCAUGAGGACGGAGAGCAGUUUGUGAAGAAGAUCGGAGGUGUGUUCGCCUUCAAGGUGAAGGACGGGACGGGAGGAAAGGAGGCCAUCUGGAUCGUUGAUGUUAAGAACGGAAAAGGCUGCGUUCACAAUGAUGCUGGAGUGCAAUCGCUUGUGCCCUUCCUCAUCUGUUUUAAUGAUGCAUGGGUGUGGGACUUCAGCAUGUGGAUAUUCACAGACGAGAAAGCAGACUGCACCAUAGCCAUGGCCGACUCGGACCUGCUGGACCUCAUGACUGGAAAGAUGAAUCCACAGACCGCGUUCUUCCAGGGCAAACUGAAGAUCACCGGAAACAUGGGCAUGGCGAUGAAGCUUCAAAACCUGCAGCUGCAGCCGGGCAAAGCCAAGCUGUGAGAGGCGGAGCCUCAAAGAGGGCGGGGUCUCGAGUAGCUCCUCUCACUGAGUUCACUGUCAGAGCAGCUGCAGGAGUCAGACACCGAAAGUGUUUCUGCACUAGUUUCAACCUCUUUCUAACAAGCUAAAGGGAUAGUUCACCCAAAAAUAAACAUUUGGUCGUACUUUACUCUGUUUUCUAAUUCCUUUCCGUAAACAUAUGACUAUUCUUAGUCUUUUGCGAGGAAAGCGCUAAAAUAUAAGAAUUUGCGAAUGUUGUACAGUCGUAUGGGUUUGAAAUAACAUGAAGGUGAGUGAAUGAUGCCAGAAAUCUCAUUUUUGGGUGAAUUAUUUAAAUGAAUCACAGGAGUCUGAGAGAUGGAUACAAAAAUACUAUAUUAAUACCGUUCUUAAGGUACAUUUUUCCUUUGAUUGGCAGCCAUAACUGUUUAAAUGAUAUGUGUGUGUGGAUUGAUUGUUUGCUUUGAAGGGCUUUCUUGGAAGUGAAGCCCCGUAAAGUGCCUGUGAACUAUAAACUCAAACACAUGGGCUUUGAUGGACAGAUGUGUUGUUAAAAUGUACAACCAGUGGUGUAUAAAGUACCUGAAAGCCAUAGUCAAGUAAAAGUACAAAUAACU